Molecule: messenger RNA, 1472 nt
Organism: Salmo salar (Atlantic salmon)
Lineage: Eukaryota; Metazoa; Chordata; Actinopteri; Salmoniformes; Salmonidae
Product: tetraspanin-8-like
Cellular component (GO): plasma membrane
Source: RefSeq, a predicted model, not a curated record
GACCUGGCAGGAUCCAUGACUAAUUUCAGGACGGCCCAACACCAGGAUCCAACCCUGCAGCAAGCCAGAGCAGACGUGCAGGUCGUAGAUGGUACUCCCAUAAAUGAUGGGAUGAUACCUAAUAGUUUUCCCCACUUCAUCAUGAAAAAUGGUUUGGUGUACAGAGUCUCAAAAAUAGGGGUUGAUGUGGUGGAACAGUUGUUGGUCCCCACCCGGUACCGGAGGACAGUACUGGAUCUAGCUCAUGGGCACAUUCUGGGUGGACACCUUGGUAUCGAUAAAACCCGAGACCAGAUUGCUGGAGGUGUGAUUAUCGGCCUGGGACUUAUGGGUCAAUUCGUCUACCAUGGCAGUACUUCAGAGUUUGAGAACCAGUCCAAAGGGUUUGUCAUGCUGUAUGUGGUAGGAGGCAUCACCAUGGUCAUGUCUCUGCUUGGGGCGUAUGGAGCACACAGAGAGAAGAGAAUUCCCCUGAUCAUGUUUCUGGUAGCCCCACUAGUACUGGGCUGUUCAUUAUCAACGAGGUUUUCCACUUCAUCCUCAUCCUUUAUUGUCUGCUUCUGCCUCCUGUGUGUGGCGUUGCCCACAGCCAUGUACCGUCCUGAGGUAAAGAGGAUUGUGGAGGAGAAGUUCCGUGAGGUCCUGCCUCUGAACGAAGCCUCCCCUGAUGUUAGACAGCUCACUGAGAGGAUUCAGCUGAAUUUGAAGUGCUGUGGGCUGUUCAGUUACACAGACUGGGGCAACAACGUCCCUGACUCCUGUCUCUGUCAGGGUGAGGAAGAUCAGAUGGAGGGUACAUGCCUGAACAUUCCAUACCAGUUGUUCCUUUCAGAGUUCAGGAUGACUGGACACCAGAAGCUGAUCUACAAACAGACCUGCUUCCCCAUCAUCGAGGGCUACGUGGCUAAAGCUCUGGACAUCCUGUUGGGCGCUUCCUUCGGAUUCGCUGCUCUGGCUCUCCUGGGAGCGGUGAUGUCUGCCGUCCUGCUGGCUCAGCUGAGGAGCUCUACCGUAGCGGUUCCUGUGGUGUUCAGUGUCAGCUCUCACCCGUCCAAGUUCAGCUUCAGUUCCCACCCGCCCAAGUACAGCGAGCUUUACAACGAGCCUGAGAAGCAUGAGAAGUGAAAAGCAGGUUGAGGUUCAGGAUGCUGAGGUUCAGGAUGUGGUUAGUUAGAUGACAUUGUUUAGGCUGUUGUUCAGUCUGGCUCAGCAUAGAAAUAUAACUACUAGAAUGGUUAAAGCCCCACAGACCUCGGCACUAUGACUGCACCACCAUGGGGUAUGAUCAAUAUAGUUGAAUGGGGAUUGUCUUUCUAGUGAUCUAUUUCUAUGGUGUCCAGACUCACACUGUUUUCCUUCCACAUCUUCUUAUGGUUGUUGUGUGUUUUUUAACGAGAGGUCUCCUUAACUCUCUUACUGACUGUCAAACCAAAAGGAAGGUGCUACUUCCUUCUGUGUGUCAUUUGCUUUGA